Molecule: messenger RNA, 754 nt
Organism: Yamadazyma tenuis ATCC 10573
Lineage: Eukaryota; Fungi; Ascomycota; Pichiomycetes; Serinales; Debaryomycetaceae
Source: RefSeq, a predicted model, not a curated record
AAGAAACAGUUAGCUUUUAGAAUCGGACCAGAAUGUUAAAAUAUAGAGGUAUUGGGAUCAAUUCAGUUGGUGUAUCUCGAGGUCUCUCUGCAUGGAGGUUGAAAACUCCUUCUUAUACAGUCCCCCGGCUCUCCCGCUUUAACAGCACAUCCACACAACCAUCAGCAAGCUUAAACUGGGUUGAAUAUUUCAAUUUGAAGAAACAGAAUAAUCGGAUUAACUUGGCAUCUUCGGUGAUCACUGGGGCCUUGGGAGGAUUGCUCACUUUGAACUACUUGGGAAAUAUUGAAAUCGACGUGGAAAAGCCCAUCAUGGGAUUUGACCCAUUCAUUGUGAUGGGAGGUGCUGUGGUCGUGGGCAGUGGAAUAGGUUAUUUGUUGGGACCUUUCUUAGGAACCCCUUUCUUCGGUUUAUUGAACAGAGCAUCCUUGAACCAGUACAAAAUUAAAGAUCAAUUAUUCUUGCAGAGAAUCAAAUUGAAGAGAGUUGAUCCAUCUUCUCAGUCAUUUUCCAACCCAGUUCCAGAUUACUAUGGGGAAAGAAUCUACUCUUUGAACAACUACAAGCAGUGGUUGAGAGAUUGUAAUGCUUUUAGACGGAAAUCAAAGGAGUUUCUUUAGGCUCAUGUAUAUAGGAGGGUAGUAAUGUAGAUACAUCAACAGUGUGUAGAGGGUUUCAAGUACUGGAAGCCCAAAGCCCAAGCUGCAAAACUGGGUUGAGUGACAGUUGCUGAUCGUUCACGUGACGUGAUCAU